AUGACGACGCAGGCGAGGACGAAGGGGUGGGAAAAGGACUCCAAAAUAAAUGCGGACUACGAGUAUGAGAGGUUGAUCAAGCUGGAGAAUAAGUUCAACAUAAAACCAUGGCUGAGUAAAGGGCAGAAGGAGGGGUACCUGUACAACAUAGUACCCACCGUUCUGAAUGUGGUUGUGAAGAACUCGAACAAAUCGCAGAAAAAGACAGGCGUGCAUAUGUACUUCGUGUCGGAUAACAACAAGACGUGGAGACUAACGAUGUUCUACCGUCCGUACUUCUACCUGAAGACGAAGAACAUCCACAACUACGAGGCGGUGACAAAGUACCUAAGGAAGGAGUUAGACAAAUGGAACGUCGAAAUAGAUUACGUGAAGAAGGAGGACCUUAGUCUGUAUGAUCAUCUAAAUAAGAAAAGGAGCUACCUGAGUAACAUCUUCUUUAAGCUCUCCUUCGACACUAUAGAAAAUCUCCUGAACGCAAGGGAUUUUAUUUCCAAAAUAAUUGAACGAAAUAAGAAGAAUAAGGAGCGCAACAACACCUCAAAUAGCGAUAAGCACAUAUUUAAUGAGUACGAAUAUGAACUGUCACAGAGCAAGUUGGAUUUUUCCUACAAGCACGAUGUUUCCUAUACGAAAUAUGAUGAGUAUGGACAAACUGGAAAGGUUAACAAAAAUGAUAUUGGAGCUGCGAAAAAAGAGGAACAAGGGGAUUCUAAAAAGACACACACGUCCAACAACAGUACAGACAACCUGGGGGGAAAGGCUAAAAAGAACGACGCACACGUAACGGUGAGCACACCAAAGUUGAACAUGAACGAAAUAGUAGUAACUACGAAGAGGCAAAUUCUAAGCAAGGAAGAAAUUUUACAAGAAAUAACAGAGAUAUAUGAAUACGAUGUGAAGUACACCACCAGAAUAUGCAUAGAUCAGAACAUCAGAUGUGGCCUAUGGUAUAGGAUCACCAGGGACGAAGAAGAAUUAUACACAGAGACGGAUGCAGUCCAUUUUGAAGUGUUAAAUAAGAAGGUCCUUGCCCCCUUAAAUGUGCUCGCCUGGGAUAUUGAAUGCUACAAAGAUGAAUUGAAAUUUCCAGAUAAAGAGAAGGACGAAAUUAUCCUCAUAUCCUAUAUGUACAAUGCGCAAGGGUAUCUAAUAGUUAACAGAAAUGUCAUGAGCAAAAAUAUAAGAGAGUUUCUAUACAAGCCAAAUGAAGAAUAUUCCGGAGCAGGGACGUUUAAAAUAUUUAACGAAGAGAAUGAAUAUUUCCUUUUAAAGCGCUUUUUAGAGCAUAUAAAAAUUUUGAAAAUCCACAUUUUUGUCACGUACAAUGGGGACUUUUUUGACGUUCCGUAUCUUUUUCGAAGAUGCGAGAUUAACAACUUGAGUGUACCAAAAGAAAUUGGGUUCAUCAUGAAUAACAACAAGCAGGAAUGUGCAUGCAAUUUUAUCCUAAAUAUAGAUGCAUACAAAUGGGUCGAACGGGAUUCUUACUUACCUAAUGGGUCCAGAACAUUGAAGAGUGUGUGUAAAAUUAAGUUAAAAUAUAACCCUACAGAGGUGGACCCAGAACUUAUGGUAUCCAUUGCGAAGAAGAACCCACAACAUUUGGCUGUAUACAGUGUGUCAGAUGCAGUUGCCACAUUUUAUCUGUAUGAUAAAUUUAUCCACAAUUUUUUAUUUGCUUUAUGCUCCAUCAUUCCGAUGAACCCAGACAACGUUCUAAGACAGGGAAGUGGAACCCUAUGUGAACAGCUACUAAUGGCAGAGGCGUAUAAAAAGAAUAUUCUCUUCCCAAACAAGUUCAAGCCUGCAUACAAUCAAUACUUCACCGAUGUAGAAAAUAAAAAAAAAUAUUUUAUCUAUGAUGAUUCCUUUGUUGGUGGAACUGUGCAGAGUCUAAAAUGUGGUAUCUAUAGGGAUGAUCUGAAGGAGCAUUUCAACCUAGAUGUAGACACGUACAAGUAUUUACAGCAGAAUGUGGAUAGCAUUAUAGAUUUCUGGGUUGAAAAGGAUCUGAACAAAAACUGCAGUCCUAGUGACCCAAAGUAUAUUAACAAAAAUCAGAUCAUUAAUUUGAAGCAAAUUAAAAGCGACAUUAUGGAGAAGCUAAAUUUCUUCAUCCAGAAUCCCAGCAUUAGCAUAUGCCCCAACAUCUACCACUUGGAUGUUGCCGCCAUGUACCCGAAUAUUAUUCUAUCUCACCGUUUGCAGCCAAAUGCCAUCGUAACACCCGAUCACUGUUUCAACUGCUCCUUCUACAAGCAACGCCAUUUAUGCCAGAAACAGAUGGUGUGGAAGAGGAAGCUGGAAAUUUCCCCCAUCGAUUAUGGCCAUGUGCUAUCUCUCAUGCAGGAUCUGAAGACACGUCUUUUCUACCCACAGAAGAGCUUCUUCAAGAUGAACAACAAGGAGGAGUCCGACAGCAGCACGAACGAAAAUUCCGCGGACGUGCCCGUCAGCAAGAAGAAGUCCUGGAACGAGCUGACAGAAAAGCAGCAACACGACGAACUGAUGAAGGUGAUAAAGGACUGCUCCCAGAGGGUAUUCAAAAAAACAAAGGUCGCCAAGGAAGUGGACGCCUCGAGUUUGGUGUGCCAGAGGGAAAAUCCCUUCUACGUGGACACCGUGAGGACCUUCCGAGAUAGGAGAUACGUUUACAAGAAGGGGUUGAAAGAAUGCGAACAUGAAAAGAAGGAACUACUAAAGGCAAACAAAAUAGACUACAUGAAGAUUCAAGAAUUGGACGAUAAAAUAUUGCUAAACGAUUCGUUACAGUUAGCGCACAAGUGUAUAUUGAACAGCUUCUACGGAUAUGUGAAACGAAAAAGCAGUAGAUGGUACUCAGAUCAAAUGGGAGCCAUCGUGACUUACACAGGGUCACAAAUAAUAAACGGCGCAUUUAACCUUAUCAACAAAAUUGGAAUACCCGUAGAGUUGGACACAGAUGGAAUCUGGUGCAUGUUGCCAAAAAAAUUCCCAGAAAUAUAUGACGUGUACAUUGUAGACAGAAGCCUUCUGAACAGAGUGAGAGAAUAUGAAGACAAAACGGAGGAAGAACUAAAAAAUGACGCGAGUGUGAAAAAAGUAGAAUUUGAAUUCCCCACAAAUAUACUAAAUUUUGAGAUGCACAAAAAAUGGACGAACCACCAGUACCUAAUUUAUAACGAAAGUACAGACGAUUACGAAUGCAUUAGUAAGAAUGAAAUUUUCUUUGAGCUGGAUGGUCCCUGGCAUGGUAUGUUCCUCCCCGCAUCGGAAAAAUCGGAUGAAUUGUUAAAAAAAAGAUACGUUGUCUUUAAUGACAAAUAUAAAAUUAGCGAACUGAAGGGAUUUGAAAUUAAAAGAAGAGGAGAACUAAGAAUCAUACAGAAAUUUCAGAGCGAAAUUUUUAAUCACUUUUUAAAAGGCAAAACGAAGGAAGAGUCAUAUUACUAUGCUUCCCUUACUGCGAACAAGUGGAAAAAUUUAAUAGACAGUAAAGCAAUCGACAUAGAUAAUGAUGAUGAAUUAUUUGACCUCAUUUUGGCAAAGAAGGUGCUAAACAAAUCGGUGAAGGAACAACCGAAUGCUAAAAGUUUUGGCAUUACCACUGCUAAGAGGCUGAGUGAAUUGCUCUGCAAUUCAAGUUACGUGGAAGACAAUAAUGUGUCUACCCAAUUCAUCGUUGCGUCUAAACCUAUAGGAUCGGACAUUACAUUUAGGGCCAUCCCCAUUCAGAUAUUUAAAACAAACGUGGAAACGCAAAUUCACUAUUUGAACAAAUGGCUAGGUGUUAAGUUCCCUCCUGAUGUCCCCGUCAACGUAAGGGAUAUAAUCGACUGGGAUUAUUACAAGCAAAAAUUAGAAGUCCAAAUUUUAAAGUUAGUCAUUAUCCCCGCUAUUAAGCAAAAUAUUAACAACCCAAUUACGUCCAUUUCUGUGCCCGAGUGGCUCAAAAAGCAAAUUAACAUUUCAGAGGGGAAGCAGAAAAAAAUUACCGCCUUUUUUGUUAAAAAAAACGUUAAAAAAGAGUGCAUUUCUAAUGAUGAAGCUAGCAGUAGUACCCCCGUAAAAGGAGAAACGAACGAGGAGGAGAAGAAAAUGAAGGUAGACGAUCCUAGUUUGCGCUCCCUGGAGAAGAAGAGCCCUUUCCCAGUGGAAGGCGCCUGCACUACGAUGAAUGUUACAAAUAACCCAUUGUAUAAUGAUGCCCCCCCGGUCAGUGCGAAGAAACGCUCACUGGAACAGUGCCUUCUGGAAAAUUUCAUCUCAAAGCGGAAGAAGCUGGGUCAACUGCACGAUAACAGCUUGGCCGGCCUUACGCACAGCAACUCUGGUUCUAUUCCCUACAAAAAAGUGAACUCCUUAGACAACGGCCUCGAUAACAACGUCAUAAUUAUUAACCACGAGAAAAUCAACAAUUUGAAGUACACGGAGCUGUUCGAAAUGUUCCAAACCGAUUUCCAAAAGUGGAUGCAAAUAAAUAACCGAAUAUGGAAAAAUAAUCGAAGCCAAAUUAAGAAAAUCAGAAAUGAGGACAAGUCUAAGAGGAAGAAGUAUUCCCUCGGGGAUGAGGAGGAAGACCGAAACGGAAGGAGAAGGAGUGGAGCAAAUUCCUUCUCCCACCUUGCCGAUGCGGAUGAUGAAAAGACUAAUGCCCAAAAAUUGUCCACCCUGGAACCGAAAUAUUUGCACUCCAUUCAGAACGCGAUGGAUAUUGUGCACCUGUACAAGAAGGUGAAAAGGAAGAAAGUAGCCCCCACGUCAAAAAAAGGAAAGCAUAAUAACACAAACCCCUCCGCCGUUGGUGGAAACAGUUCCAGUGCCCCUAUGAAUAUCUCCACAAAGAACGAAAAACAGACUUUGCUAAAACCAUACUUUGAAUACUUCAAACACGAAACGGAGUCAGAUUCUUCCAACGAUGAAGGUGACAUAUUCAGUGAUACGAAUCUGAUCGACGAGCAUGAUGACGACGGAAUAUACUACGCAAUUGUGUCUUUAAAAAAUAUGAACAAAUUUUACAAAAUAAAAAUUCAAAUUUAUAGACAUAUUUACAUCAAUAAUUAUGAUCCCCUGGACAUAAAAAGUAACAACAAGAUUACCAUCAAAUUGGUUUCUGCGUCUGGACCGUCCAACUCCCCCGACAGUGAAAAUUUCAAAUUUCACGCCAACGCAUUUGCACACUGUUUCUUACCCAGAAAUGUAAAAAUAUUUAAUUUAUACGAAUUUAUUAUGUCUGAGAGGUACUUCAACAGAUACGUAGUGAACACGCUGAAUGCCAACUACCACGAAAGUAUUGUCUCUGUUUACGAGACGAAAAUUCCACUUUACUUUGAUUUCCUAAGCAGAUAUGGAAACUCCGUAGAAAUCGACUCGAAUAAUUACAACUCCAUUUUUGAUGAAAAUAAAUGUUUUAAAUCGCACUGCUUCUCCAAGGUCGAGAAGAACAAACUGAAAAAUGCUUCUCAAGAUUAUUUGGAUGACGUCCAUUUUGUAUAUGUGCACAUUUUCCACACUCUGGUGGAUAAUGUGUGCAACCGUAUCUUCAUCGGCGUAUACGAUCAGUUUGAUGAUAAUACAGAUGAACAGCUGUUGGGGUGUAUGCUCAUGUUUAGCGGCGUCGGCAAGGAGGGUGACUCCCCCUUCAACCCGUAUGAGGUCUUCCUCAAUUUUACACACCUACAGGGCGAUACCAGCGUGAACAACACAGUGGAUGGGGAACACGCCCAUAAGCAAGCGCAAGGGAACCUGCUCGACAGAGACUUUUUCAUCAAAAACGUGCAGAGAGAUUUCCUCUUCAUGUACCAUUACCGAAAGUUCGAAACGUAUUUUGAAGACAACCCCAAUGUGUAUAAAGUGUUGGAGCAUUUGGAUCUGUAUUUGAAUAAAUACCGAAGCAACAUCCUGACGGGAAAGAAGAAGUAUAUCUUCUACGUUUCAUCCACCAUAGAUAGGAACAAACUGGGAUGGUGGAGCACCAACAAAUAUUUCCCUUGCUACUUUUACAAAUUUGAAAAUCCUGCAAAGUAUCAAAACGUAAGUCGCAUCACUUACAAGAAGGAUGCAUUCAAUUUGUCUCUACAACUCUUUUAUGAGAAUUAUCACAAAGUGGAAGAAGAUUUAAAUUUUUCUAGAAUAUCGAAUAUACCUCUUUUCAACUUGCUAAAUGUGAACAGAAAAAACCAGAAGCACAAAUUUAUAUAUGAUACGCUGUAUGCAUCUUUCUUGAAAAGAUAUAAGGGGAUUUUAUGGCUGUCCUACUUUGGGCACUACGAUUUGGGAAUCCCCUGCUUAAAUAUCAACAACUUUUGUGACUACGAUUUGGUGAAAAAGAACAGUGACAUAAUAAACCAAGGCAUUUACCGUGGUUAUAUAGUGCACCUAUUUUUUAAUGAGUCCCUCAUUUUUAACAGCGUUAGACUGUUCACCAAGUAUGCUAAUGUGAAAGCCUCCACUGAGUAUUAUCACUCCUCGAUUGCUAGUAGGAAUACCCACGUUAAGAAAGGGGACCACAAAGGAGGGGGGGGCACUGAACAUGACGCUGUGGCCAAGUGGCGCCAACGGAUGAAGUACGUAAAACAGAAUGACCAGAUGGAAGAUGAGUUGGACGAAGAUGACAUGUCCACGACGGACGACAAUUAUAACAAACUGGGAGGAAUUGCACACCGGAAAGGAAGAACGGGCUUCAUGCAAUAUAGAAUGGGUGAUGGUACGAACAGACAUAGCCACCAAAACAGCGACGAUGAAUGGGAUGACUAUGGUGAAGACGACGAAGGGGAUGACCAGUCCAACUUGAACGAAAAAAAAAACAUAGUCAAAAAUAAAUACGACAUAAAUACCAUCGUGGAACAGAAUUCACACGUCUCCCAGUUUAGUAACCACGCAUUCAAAAUAUUGGGGAGGUCACUAGAGUACCUCAUAUCGAAGAUCUCCUCCCUGUCUAUGCUAGUAACAAGUAAAACCUUCGAAAGUAUCUCCGAAAUUUUCACGUCCUUCUACUCGUGGGUCUCCAACAAUUCCAGUCUUCUCUACGAUGUGGCAUUAUACAACAAAGUGUUAGAGUGCACAGAAAUUUACCAAAACAAUUUAAUCAACAUAAUGAAGAAAAAAUUUAAUGCCAAUAUAAUUUUUGCGGACUUUAGAAAUUUCGUUAUUUCCUUUAAUGAAUUUUCAGUCAUAUCGGGAAGAAAUAUUUUAAAAGGCCUAAUCCAGUACUUCUCCCACAGUGACUCCAUUUAUGCCAAUGUGCCUUUUUAUAUUAAACAGGAAUAUAUUGCAGCUUGCCAAUUUGAUAAGUAUAAUUUUAUUAGGUAUAAGGAAUAUUCCAAUCCGAAUGAAGAAAACACGGAUGAAAAUUUAAAAAUAAUUGAAUAUCUUCCCCCCAUUUGUGAAUCCUUCCUGAGGUAUGUCCUGGACGUGAUUACGUUGAAUCCUUUGCAAGACAUAAUCACGCUGUAUGAUAAGUUGGAUCCCCACUGUGGCAAACAAGUGGAAGGGGGAGUGUUCACCUUAUCCACGCCUGACAAGCCAAUCCGACCAGAUGAACAGAAUGCUAACAAAAACGUAGAUCACGCAGAAGCAAACAGGAAGGACGAAAAGAGCUACUUCAACAUGGUCCUGAAAAGUGACAAAUUAACGGACAAAAUAAGCCUAACACAAAAAGCACAACUGAAAUAUAUUUAUGACAAUUCAUUUGACGACAUGGAUGAAGUGUGCGAAAGUUUAGCUUUGAUCAACGAAAAUGUAGACGUGCUGUCAUACAAAUUAGAAGAGAAGCUAAAGGAUCUGUGGUUCAUGCCUGGACAUAUUUAUAAAAAAAUUAAAAAGUCGAUAAAGUAUAAAAAAUAUUUAGUGGAAAAUUACUGGCCAUAUGAUGAUGAAGAAAUGGAUGAAAUGGACGAAAGUAACAUUAACAUGGUCCCAUUUUUAUUUCCAAAAACUUUGGGAAAUCUAGCCAAAAGGGAAAAUAACUGGAGAUUAGAAAUUGUUAAGUUCUGCAUAUUUCUCAUGCAAAAUGAUAAGCUGCUAAACCUUGAGAAUGAAAACUCUAAUGAAGCUUUCCACGAAAAAAGACACGAGCUUUUUGAAAUUGUGGGGGACAGUGAAUACAACAGGAAAAAUUCCCUCUGGAAAAGUCCCUGCCCAGAAUUAAUUUUAAAAGAUAUCUUCUGUGAAAAUUGCUCCUCAGUGUACCACAUGAAUGUUGUCACCAGUUUGGUGGAGGCAGAGAUUAAUGGAAAACCGUCCUUCAUUUGGUUGUGCAAAAACUGCAAUUCCAAAUAUGACAACGAUUUUAUUGAACUAAAAAUUUUGUCCCUGCUGCAGGAGACCUUUGAUGCGUAUAAUGCCCAAGACCUCGUAUGCAACAACUGCAACGCCAUCAAGUCCUUCUACCGCAGGGCAAUUUGCAAAUGCGGCCAAAUCUUUACGCCCCGUUUGGAUAUAACCAACUGGACACGAACCCUCGAAAUUAUGGAAAAUUUAGGCACCAUGCUAAACAUGCCUAUAUUGCUAGACGUUUUGAAUUCGAUGAAAACGUACCUUGUGUAA
This is a messenger RNA of Plasmodium coatneyi, 8529 nucleotides long. Its product is annotated as DNA polymerase. Gene Ontology annotation, molecular function: nucleotide binding; DNA-directed DNA polymerase activity; DNA binding. The transcript has 4 exons. Bases 1 to 8529 code for a protein of 2842 amino acids. Gene Ontology annotation, cellular component: nucleus; epsilon DNA polymerase complex. Lineage: Eukaryota; Apicomplexa; Aconoidasida; Haemosporida; Plasmodiidae. Gene Ontology annotation, biological process: DNA replication proofreading; leading strand elongation; base-excision repair, gap-filling. The record is from RefSeq and is a predicted model, not a curated record.